This is a messenger RNA of Aphis gossypii (cotton aphid), 1916 nucleotides long. It is a transcript of the gene Sobp, whose product is annotated as sine oculis-binding protein homolog. NCBI's taxonomy places the organism in Eukaryota, Metazoa, Arthropoda, Insecta, Hemiptera, Aphididae. Gene Ontology annotation, biological process: animal organ development. The record is from RefSeq and is a predicted model, not a curated record. The transcript is spliced from 4 exons. The coding region runs from base 493 to 1617 and encodes 374 amino acids. Gene Ontology annotation, cellular component: nucleus.
GUACACGCACUAUUACGCGCCCGAACGCCACGCGACGCGCGCCUGUUUCUCGACGUUAUUAUAUUAUAUUAUAUACGCUGUCGAGCGCGCGGCGACGGUCACAUUAUAUCGUGUACGACCAUCACGUCGUUAUAAGCUACGACGGCCGUGGCGCGUUUUCGCACUGCCGAGUGAGUCUCGUCCCUCGGUGCCCGUCACACGCCGUCCUUCGAUAUAAACGCCGCCGCAGUCGUCCAAAACCGCACAUUUUCAAAAACGACGUUAUGCAAUUAUAUUAUAUUUUUUAAUCGAAUCCAUUAAACAUUAAUAUUUCGUGUGUAUGUAAAUGUAAUGUAAAUAUUUUCGUGUUUAAGAGUUUGUCAGUAUAGUGCGCGUGUACGAAUAUAUACAUAGAGAGAGAUUACGGCGCCUCGACUCGCGCUAGUCUAUACCUGCACAGUCGUAAUAAAAUAAUCGAUCGACCGAAUUGAUAUUAUAGCAUUAUUGUGAGAGAUGAACAGAAACGUUCGAAAGGAUUCGGACUCCAAAGGGUUGGUGAAAAACGAAACUCCGGACGAAGAGAUCAAAGAGUACGUAAAAACCACAAUGAACGAGAUGCUCGGAUGGUACGGAUAUGAAAAAAUUAAUUCCAAAGAUUGUUCACUGCAAAGUAUGAAUUUAGUUAAGCUUAGAGAAAAAUAUAGAGGCCGCUCAAAAAGCACGGAACCAGAAACUUCGUCAGACGAAUACAAUAGUCCACAAUCGCCAACAACGUCGAACUCACCAGUACAGCAAAUGACAUGCGGAUGGUGUGACAAAACGCUAAUAGCCAAAGCGUUUACAUUCCGCACGGCAGACUCGGAUAACGAAAAAGUAUUUUGUUCCGAACAAUGUUUCUCACACUACCGAAGGGCAAAUUUCAAACGAAAUAAAACAUGCGACUGGUGUAGACAUCUGAGACACACAGUUAACUGUGUUGAUUUCCAAGACGGCGAUCAUCAGCUACAAUUCUGCAGCGAUAAAUGUCUGAACCAGUAUAAGAUGAACAUCUUCUGCAAAGAAACUCAAGCCCAGCUAGAGUUACACCCUCACCUACAAAACACGUCGCUGCCAGAAAACCUUUGUAAAACCCUGGAGCCGAACUUGCCGCUCAUUACACCCGAUCUAUGGCUACGCGAUUGUCAUUCACCGCCACUUCCAGACCGGUCACCAUCUCCUCAAAGGCCUCAUUCCCCUCCACUGCCUGGACCGGCAGUUCCUCAACUACGCAUAUCCAGUAAACUGUUUGACCGUCAAACCCGAAAACGUAAAAGAACCACAGUCGAAGAUACUGUACCACCUGUAUACCCAAAAUUUCCACCACAUGCGCCAGUUUACUGUACACCACCGAUAUGUAGGUCACCAGCAUUCACACAGUCUCAGUCAACAAGUAGCAGCAUACCAACAAAUGCUGAUCCAACACCUUCGCCACUUUACCCAUUGAACUUGCCACCAUCGCUACUACCACCACCUAUGAUAUUAGUACCAUAUCCUAUUAUGUUACCAAUACCAAUACCUAUUCCUAUACCUAUACCUUUACCAUUUUUACAAAAAGAAUGUGAUAAAAGCAGUAAUACGGAAAAAAAUGAAAAAAAUUGAUAAUUAUGUACAAUCACGAUAAACAAAUAUUAUUUUAAAUAAUAUUAUAAAUAUUAUUAUCAUUAUCAUUAUAAAUACUUAACAAACAAAAUUUGAUUAUAAAAAAAAAUUAGUUUUACUAUAAUAAUGCAACCAAAAGUAUUUCAUGUCUUGUAUGUAAACAGAUAAAUUUAGAACCAGAAAAAAUGUUAUAAUCUAAUAAUUAUAAGUUAAUCAAUGUAUAGGAUAAUAUAAGAUUAUUUUAUGAACUGUUUAUCUCAGAAUAAAUAUUUUCUUCUUGUGGUUUAUCAUCAUCUUCA